Messenger RNA from Penicillium cosmopolitanum, 897 nucleotides. RefSeq names its product sulfotransferase family protein. Lineage: Eukaryota; Fungi; Ascomycota; Eurotiomycetes; Eurotiales; Aspergillaceae. The transcript has 4 exons. The record is from RefSeq and is a predicted model, not a curated record. Bases 1 to 897 code for a protein of 298 amino acids.
AUGUCGAGACAAGUGGAUAAAUUAACGCCUCCGAGUGACAUUCGGAAGAAGAAAGUAAUCGUCGCAAGCGCAAGUCGUUCCGGAACGCUAGGGCUCUAUGGUGCAAUGAAGAUUUUGGGCUAUCGUCCCUAUCAUCUUUAUGAAUGUGUCUGCAUUCAUGGCGCGACCCAUAUUAAGAUUUUCAAACAGGCCGUGAUUGCUCAAUUCAACUGGCUCUCCGGCGUGAGACGAUUGAAGAAAUCCGACUGCGAGAAGUGGCUAGCCGAUUAUGAUAAAGCUGAUGAGAGUAAGUGUAUUAUUGAGAUUACAAGCUAUUUGGGAAUGGAUGUGAUUGAAGCUUAUGCAGAAGAUCCCGAGGUGAAAUUUAUCCUUACCGAGAGGGAUCCUAGGAAGUGGGCUCGGUCAUUCAAUAACACAAGCGCGAAAGUAGUUGCUCUAUCAAGCAGCUUCCCAUUCAAUGUUUUGAAAUAUUUUCAUGGAGAUCUCUACCACUUCAUGGAUAUGAAUGUGCUGGUGAAUCAAGCGAUGGCCAGUGGGACCAAACCGGGCGACCCAGAAAACGAGGAUAUACUUUGUGAAUAUUAUUCCUCGUAUAUCAAAAAUGUCAAGUCGACAAUUCCAGCAGAUCGCCUGUGUCUCAUUCAGCUCGAAGAUGGGAUUGAUUGGGAUACCAUCUGCCCAUACCUGGGGGUUCCAGUCCCAAAGGAAGAAUAUCCAGAUCGAAAUCAGCCCGAGAGGUUUGAAUACCUGCUCAAUGAAUUUUUACAGCCAAGAGUUCGAACCGCAAUGCUAAGAUGUGGUGCUGUCGCUGUUGCGGCAAUUGGGAUCAUCGGGUGGGCGGCCAUCACAAGUGGGCCAUCCUUACUCCCACGGUUCAUGGGGAUCUCCCCACCUUGA